GCCCAACUUUAAAGCGUGUUUUUCUGUGAAUCGUUAAGGCAAUAAGAAAAAAUCAAAAGUUCAAAUUUAUUUUAAAGCAUGAGCAGCGAAGGAGAUCGCCGGCGUAUUUCCGUGACUGAACACCGGAAAAAAUUGCUCCAACACAAGGAGAUGGAGUCUAGAGUGCGAACCUUGAGGGAGAACUUGAGGAAUGCAAAGAAGGAGUUCAAUAAGACAGAGGAUGAUUUGAAGUCUCUUCAAAGUGUUGGUCAGAUUAUAGGAGAAGUUCUCCGACCUCUCGACAAUGAACGCUUGAUUGUUAAAGCAAGUAGUGGACCCCGUUAUGUGGUUGGGUGCCGCAGCAAAGUGGACAAGGAAAAACUAAUUGCAGGAACUAGGGUUGUUCUUGACAUGACAACACUCACAAUCAUGCGAGCUCUUCCACGUGAAGUUGAUCCAGUUGUUUAUAAUAUGUUGCAUGAAGAUCCUGGCAACGUCAGCUACUCGGCUGUGGGUGGUUUAUCUGACCAAAUCAGAGAUUUGAGGGAGUCCAUUGAGCUACCUCUGAUGAACCCUGAGCUUUUCCUCAGAGUUGGAAUUAAACCUCCCAAGGGUGUUCUUCUUUAUGGCCCUCCUGGUACAGGAAAGACGCUAUUGGCCAGGGCUAUCGCAAGUAACAUAGAUGCCAACUUCUUAAAGGUUGUUUCAAGUGCCAUUAUUGACAAAUACAUUGGCGAAAGUGCUAGGUUGAUUCGAGAAAUGUUUGGAUAUGCACGUGAUCACCAACCCUGCAUCAUUUUUAUGGAUGAGAUUGAUGCCAUUGGUGGACGCCGUUUUAGUGAGGGUACAAGCGCAGAUCGUGAAAUUCAAAGAACUCUAAUGGAGUUACUUAAUCAACUUGACGGGUUUGAUCAGCUUGGGAAGGUUAAAAUGAUAAUGGCAACAAACCGACCUGAUGUGCUCGAUCCUGCACUUCUUCGCCCGGGAAGAUUAGACAGAAAAAUAGAGAUUCCGUUGCCAAAUGAACAAUCGAGAAUGGAAAUCCUGAAAAUUCAUGCUGCUAGCAUUGCCAAGCAUGGGGAGAUUGACUAUGAGGCUGUUGUGAAACUUGCGGAGGGCUUUAAUGGAGCUGAUCUCCGCAAUGUUUGCACAGAAGCUGGAAUGUCAGCAAUUCGUGCGGAACGUGAUUAUGUUAUCCAUGAAGAUUUUAUGAAGGCCGUAAGGAAGCUUAACGAGGCAAAAAAGCUUGAAUCAAGUGCACAUUAUAAUGCCGAUUUUGGGAAGGAAUAGAAGGCCAUAUUUAAGAGCCAUGAGGGUGGUGCAUUUGUUUUAAUAUAUCUGUAUCAUUUCUUUAUGUUUUUUAAUUUUAGGCAUGUAUGAAUAUUUCAGAAACAUGAAUUCCACUCUUAAAAUGUGUGUUGCACACCUUAUAAGAAGAUAGCCAUUGGAAAUUCUUUCUUAAGCAUG
This is a messenger RNA of Mercurialis annua (annual mercury), 1446 nucleotides long. Its product is annotated as 26S proteasome regulatory subunit 10B homolog A-like. Gene Ontology annotation, biological process: positive regulation of RNA polymerase II transcription preinitiation complex assembly. Gene Ontology annotation, molecular function: ATP binding; ATP hydrolysis activity; proteasome-activating activity. The record is from RefSeq and is a predicted model, not a curated record. The transcript has 10 exons. Gene Ontology annotation, cellular component: cytosolic proteasome complex; proteasome regulatory particle, base subcomplex. NCBI's taxonomy places the organism in Eukaryota, Viridiplantae, Streptophyta, Magnoliopsida, Malpighiales, Euphorbiaceae. The coding region runs from base 79 to 1269 and encodes 396 amino acids.